AUGACAAAAAUCACCAUUUUCCUGAGCCUUUGGCUAGGCCUGGCCUCUUUGUCAUUUGGGCUGAAGAACCCAAUCAUUAGAGGAUGGAACCCCGACCCUCACGUUAUCCGUGUAGACAAUACCUACUACGUAGCUGUAUCCUCCUUUCUCACAUAUCCCGGUAUUCCCAUAUACAAAUCACAAGACUUGGUCAACUGGGAGUUGAUCUCUCAUGCCAUCGAUGACCCUCAAAAAGUCCCCAUCACUGGCACGAGAACAGGAAAUGGUACGUUCAUUCUCGGACACGGCAUCUGGGCGCCUUCCCUUUCCUAUAUCAAUGGUCGAUUUUACGUCACCUCAAUGGCGAUGACGGGGUCGGAUCCUGAUUACCGAACCUGGCCUCGGAUGUUCUGGGUCUCUUCGAAAGAUCUCAAGGCAUGGUCCGAGGUUGUCUGGGGAGAGCCGUACGGCAUUGACCCGCACCUUUUUCAGGAUCCGAUAUCGAAGAAGACGUAUCUCACUAUCAUGGGCUUAAACAAUGGCUUUAAUCGUCUAUGGGGUAUCAGCCAGUGCCAAGUAGACCUGGAGAGUGGCGCUUGCGGUACAGGCGCUACUCAUAGGGCUUCCAUUGCUCGCUCCAAGUCUCCUGAAGGACCCUGGGACUCGUCGCCUACCAAUCCGUUGAUAUUCAACGGUGCCGACUCCAACCUUGUGGUUGGCAACACUGGGCACGCCACGUUUGCCGACACCCCUGACGGUAAAUGGUUCGCCACCUUUUUGGCUCGCCGAUAUGUCGAUAAAUGGUCGGUCCUCGGACGCGAAACCUUCUUUGCUCCGGUGAGCUGGAAGGAUGGAUGGCCUACCAUGAACAACGGCGACUACGUUUUGUUGAGUCAGAGCUACGACUAUGGUCCCAAUGCUACAUAUCCUCCCAAGCCAUAUGAAGAUCGCUUUGAGGGUCCCGAGCUCCGACCAAGCUGGUAUCAGCUCCGUUCACCAUACUCCAAAACAUACCGUCUGAAAUCCAAAGGAAAUGGGGUGAUUCUGGUCCCAAACGUCUACACACUCAGUGACCGGGACACCCCCAGUGCCAUCUUGAGAAAGCAGCAGUCUGUCAACAUGACAUUUUCCGCAACUCUACUGCCAACUCAAAAGGGUCUGGGGCCAUACCAGUCUGUCGGCAUCUCGGCUUAUUCAAGUGAGCUGGCCCAUCAGGAUCUUGGGGUUCGAGGAUGUGCCCACUCAACUGGCCUUUGCAUCUUUAGUAUGAUAUUAACAUAUUCACCUCAGUCAGAAGAGUUCCCUUUGAAAUUGACGCAAAUUCCUUCAGACUUGCAGCUGCACAUCCGAUCUGAACCCCGGCAGUAUAAACUUGGAUAUUCGAUUAGCGAUCAGGAAACCAAAUGGGUCAAGGCAUUCUCCCCAAGCCUCCUUCCUGUGGGAUUUGACGGCGUCAUGUUCGGCCUCUUUGCGAGUGGCAACAGUUUCCCCUGGCCCCACGAUGGACCUGAGGUUGGGUUCAGCAAGAUUCGGGAGGAAUACUAUGAUGAGGGUUUUGGCGACUACAAAGAUGGAAAGGAGGGCGAAUAG
Messenger RNA from Fusarium vanettenii 77-13-4, 1569 nucleotides. RefSeq lists its product as uncharacterized. Bases 1 to 1569 code for a protein of 522 amino acids. NCBI's taxonomy places the organism in Eukaryota, Fungi, Ascomycota, Sordariomycetes, Hypocreales, Nectriaceae. Gene Ontology annotation, molecular function: hydrolase activity, hydrolyzing O-glycosyl compounds. The record is from RefSeq and is a predicted model, not a curated record. Gene Ontology annotation, biological process: carbohydrate metabolic process. The transcript is spliced from 5 exons.